Messenger RNA from Aspergillus nomiae NRRL 13137, 1239 nucleotides. Its product is annotated as wax synthase family protein. Bases 1 to 1239 code for a protein of 412 amino acids. Gene Ontology annotation, biological process: lipid metabolic process. The transcript has 2 exons. The record is from RefSeq and is a predicted model, not a curated record. NCBI's taxonomy places the organism in Eukaryota, Fungi, Ascomycota, Eurotiomycetes, Eurotiales, Aspergillaceae.
AUGGAGCCACAUCCAAUUCUCCUCCUCCUCUUGGAAGUGACCGUUUGCGCGGCGGUAUUAGGCUUCACGAAUCCACAAUCUCCGCUUCGGCUGGGUGGCUUGCUCGUUGUUUUUCUAUGUAUGUGGCAAUGCAUCACGACAUCUCCCAUCUAUCUCGUACGCUCCGCCUGGGCCUCUCUGGCAGGCGGAUAUGCAGUGAUGCUCUUCUUCCAUUAUAUCGACAUUGUACUGCUGAGUCAAUGGUCCUUUGAGCCAAAUGUGUCAGCAACCGAACGUCCUCAAUAUGAACAUGAAGCUAUCAGACAUCACAAGUCCUCAGGAACGAAGAAACGUAGUUCUUGGAAAGAGAAGUUGAAAUUUGGCCUUUCAUCAACAUUUACAGCCCGGUUCUGUGGCACCACACACGAAGUCAGACAUGUACCUCGAUUUUCGAACAGUGACCCUGACCAUGUCCCAUCUCGGACCCAAUUCAUUCGGAAUACUGCCCUGACAGUCCUCCUUUGUUAUCUGAUACUCGAUGCAAUGGAUGCGGGCGCCGACCCUGCGAUGGUUCGCGAAUACUUCUCAGAGCAGAAUAUCCCGCUUUUCAGACGUUUUCGUGAUGUCUCUGGCAAUGAGCUUCUUAUGAGAGCCUCCGGAAGUAUUGGAGUUAUCCUCGGUCUGAUGUGUUCUCAAGGAGGCUUCUAUAACCUCUUCGCCUUGAUUGGCAAUGUACUCGGCUUAAGCGCUCCUAAAGAUUGGCCACCCUUCUAUGGAUCACCGCUGGAGGCCUACUCGUUGAGGCGUUUUUGGAGUCUUUUCUGGCAUCAAACAAACACCCACAAGUUCAAUUCCAUCUCCAACUUCAUCCUGCGCAAUGUCUUUAAUAUCCAAUCGCGCCGGGGAUUAAUCCCAAAGUACGCCAGGGUAGUAACCAUAUUCUCCCUUUCUGCAGUCAUGCAUUUCCUCAUCGACAUCUCGGCCGGCGUCCCAGUCCACAAGUCUGGAGCGAUCCCUUUUUUCUGCACCCAGGCCUUCGGCAUCGUGAUAGAGGAUAGGGCCAUAAAGCUGUACAGCUUCAUCACAGCAUACACCAACGUGAGACUGCCCGUAUUGGUGGAAAGGGUACUAGGCUUUACCUGGGUUGGACUCUUUCUGGUAUGGUCUAUCCCGAUGUAUGUGUAUCCGAUGAUGUAUCGCACAGCGGCGGGGCUUGAUGAUGCGAUUGUUCCAUUUAGAAUUAUUGGGUUGUUCAAGUGA